AUGUCUUCAAGCUUCCUCGACCCACGCGCAAGCGUGACAGCGGGCACAAAGCACAAGCAGAUCCAGGCGGCGAAGGAGAUGCAGCAGGCUGUCCUCGAACGAGCUCAGCGGACCGGCAAGGAACCGCCGCCCUACGAAUUCCUGGAGCUCAUAGGCAAGGGCAGCUUUGGCAGAGUCUUCAAGAGCAAGAACAGGAACACCGGGGAACUGGUCGCCGUCAAGAUCACAGAGAUCGACAGGUCAGACUAUGAGGAGCAGGACCUUGGCUCAAGAGACGAUACGUUCAAGUCUUUCCUCAAGGAGGUCACUAUCCUACAACAGCUAAAGGACAGCAAGGCGCACAACGUCAACAUCAUCCAUGAGGCUUUCUCCUUGCACUCGCAGUUAUGGCUGGUCUGUGAAUGGGUUGCUGGUGGAAGCGUGCAUACCUUGAUGAAGGCUAGCCCACGUGGCCUCGAGGAGCACUUCAUAAUUCCUAUCGCACGAGAACUGGCCGUCGCGCUGAAGCACAUUCACGAUGCCGGAAUCAUACAUCGUGAUCUCAAGUGUGCAAACGUUUUGGUAGCGGAAGAUGGCCGCGUGAACUUGUGCGAUUUCGGCAUAUCCGGUGUUCUUGAGAGUCAGGUGGCGAAGCGGUCAACAAUCAUCGGCACGCCAAACUGGAUGCCCCCUGAACUCCUGCUGCAGAUGGGCCAGGCCGCAGCUACCGGCUAUGGCGCCGAAGUGGACUGCUGGGCGUACGGUUGUACAAUCUACGAGAUGGCCACUGGCAUGCCCCCGAAUGCCAGGAUAGCUCCCGCCAUGAUGGCGACGAUGCGCGCACCGCGUCUUGAAGGCGGAGAUUACUCUGAUGAACUUAGAGACUUUGUGUCAUAUUGUCUGGAAGAACGUCCGAAGGACCGUCCGCGGAUGGAAGACAUUCUCAAUCAUCCCUUCCUCGCUAACACAUCCAAAAGCCAUCCCACUGAGUCUCUUCGACGGCUCGUGGAGCGUUACCGGUCCUGGGAGCUAUCGGGUGGUCAGCGCAUGUCUCUAUUCAAUCCAUACGGUGCUCAAGCUCCGGACCCUCUGGCACCUCAGGCAGAGUUCGAUGACGAGUGGAACUUUAGUACUACCGACGAGUUCGAGAAGCGGUUCUCCAUGCACAGCAGCAGGCUGUCGGAUCCGUUCGAGGAGAAGUUUCAGUUUCCCGCCAAUGCUGCGCCAGUAACGGCCAUGAAGGACCUCACGCCUUUCGAGAAAGCCAUGGAAGAGGAGAGAAUUCGAAGAGGUGGACGAGCCAUGGAGAAACUCUUCAAUCCCAACGCAGCGCCCUACGGUUACGAUUUAGGUGACUCCUCACGACCACUCUCCGACUUACCGUUGCGCAAUAUCGAAAACGAUCGUUCAUCGCAGCGUCUCACUAUGAUCGAUCUCGAUGAGGCUGGUGCUGGCUUUACUGAGGUGCCAAGUCUCGACCUGUCCGAGAUAUCUACUCUGAGGGCCAGCAGAGCGAAUCGCUUCCUAAAGGAUUCUGACGACGAAGAUGAGGAGGAACAGAAUCAGCGCGAGCAGUUGACGCGGCGUGCCACGCGAGAUUGGACGUUCCCAAAGCCAGCUGCAGCAUCCCAAUCGAACCGUCGGACUCGGGAUUGGACAUUCAGCAGUGCCCUGGCCGAGGCCAACAGUCAAGAUUCAGGUUUGCCUGCUGGUCAGAUUGCGCGGCGCCGUGCAACCAAAGAACUAACAUUGCCCAUGUUAGCAGUCCCAUCUGCAGACAACCCUAAUCGGCGGACGAUGGAGUGGACCUUCUCGACUGCGCGUCCGGCGGGUGGCCAGGAAAACGUUGUGCCCGCUCAGGAACCUCCUCUAAAGCCGAGACCUUUCCCAUCGCCUGCCCUAGCUCCACCGUUUCGCCCGCAAUUGAGGCAUGCCGCCACAGAGCCUCUUGACGCCUUUCUCCCCGAGCCACUCAGCGCUGCGCCAGAGUCGCCCAACCGCACUUCCAUGAUCGACCUUGACUUUGCUGACCCAACAGUGUACACGACCACCUAUCCUGGCCAAACCAUCACAGUAUCCACUAUUCCAUCCGCCGUCCCAUCACCCUCUACUCCCCGAUCUGUACAAACAACGUCGACAUCUGGCCACCCUUUCGACCUAGAAGACCAAGUACAGCUAUCUCGAAACAGCAACCGCGCUUCUUUUCACAUGAAAUCGCAGUCCGAGCCAGUCCACGAACUACCCGGUUUGCUAACACCGGCCGAAAUCAUUGAUCCAGACUCAUGGAAUUCAGAUCAGGACACACUUCACAGCCGCGCCAUAAGCCAGUCGACCGUCGGCUCCGCCACCAGCAUUCCUGCCACCAACCGCCGCGUCCCACGCCGCCGGCACUGGGAGAACUUUUCGCAGGAUUUCAGCCGGCCUAUCGCUCCAGUUGCUGCUGCUGCACAGGUAGCAGAUGACAGCGACCACUACUUCAGCGAAAGCAACUACGACACCGACGACAACAACAACAAUUACGCCAACCGAACUCGACAACCUCACCACCAGCAUCACCAACAGCAGCGACGUCGUCUAGCCACCCACCGACCCCUGAAAACCAGCAUCCCGAUCUUAUCCGCGCCUCCGCCGAUGGCGUACCCAGACACGGAAUCCGACACCGAACCCACCAUCCGCAGCAUCACCACCGCAACCCAACGCGUUGAUCGCCAGCGCAGACCCGUCAUCGCGUUACCGACUCCUCGCGCCCCGGAGCCCCGCAUCCUGAGGUGGCAUGCGGAGCGUAGGCUUGUGGGACGGGAGAAGAGGAGGACGGGACGUGAGUUUGGAGCUGCAGUGAGGAGGACAAGUGAGUUGUUGAGGGGGCUGAGGGCAAGGAAGCCACCGGUCAAGAGGGCUAGGGGAGGCACGAACGGUUCGGCUGUUGGGGGUGGGAGGGAUCCUGGAGGUGGAGUUUAG
Messenger RNA from Coniosporium apollinis CBS 100218, 2937 nucleotides. RefSeq names its product STE/STE20/YSK protein kinase. NCBI's taxonomy places the organism in Eukaryota, Fungi, Ascomycota, Dothideomycetes. Gene Ontology annotation, biological process: protein phosphorylation. Bases 1 to 2937 code for a protein of 978 amino acids. The record is from RefSeq and is a predicted model, not a curated record. Gene Ontology annotation, molecular function: ATP binding; protein kinase activity. The transcript is spliced from 3 exons.